This is a messenger RNA of Anthostomella pinea, 609 nucleotides long. The record is from the annotation of a GenBank genome assembly. NCBI's taxonomy places the organism in Eukaryota, Fungi, Ascomycota, Sordariomycetes, Xylariales, Xylariaceae.
AUGAAGCAUGACAUCCUGGGGCACCGGCUCGAGAGCCUGUUUUUCGACAUCGAGGCGUCGUUCGCGGCGAACCUGAGCCUGAUCUUCCACCCCAGGGCCCAUUCUUCGAGGAGUAUGUUCGGGACUUCAUCCCAAUGCCGGAGAGCCGGACUACAACGAGGUCACUAUAUGGCAUACGUCCCGAUGGACCCUCUGCAGGCGCUGGCUUACCAGGGCUACGUGCAAGGCGGCGCACCCCAAUACAUGCCUCAGUCCGCUGGAGCACCGAGCUGGAGCACUGCCUACGACCUUUCCCUGGAUUAUUGGUGUUCGCUCGCAGACAGCGUUGCUGAGAAGUUGGGACGCAGGCUGCAUCGGGAAGAUCUGGAACGGUCCUUUGCCCAGUUCGUGGUGGCCGAGGCUGAUGCAAGGCUGGUUCCCAUCCGUGUUUUGUGGGCCAUGUGGAGUUUCGAUCCAGUUUCUCUGAAUCUGAAUGUUUCUCGUUCCGCAGACAAGAUCUUGCACCUUCCACUUCUACUGGAGGCCGGUGCAUGUGGUGAGGGCCAGGAUGCGGAUGAGGGCGUUAAUGUGCGCCCGAUGAGAUGGAUCGUGCCUUCCUCUUCUGGUUGA